Molecule: messenger RNA, 726 nt
Organism: Fusarium tjaetaba
Lineage: Eukaryota; Fungi; Ascomycota; Sordariomycetes; Hypocreales; Nectriaceae
Exons: 2
Coding region: 1-726 (241 amino acids)
Source: RefSeq, a predicted model, not a curated record
AUGAGUCGCUUCUUUGGACUUGGCAGUAAGAAGGAGCCGAGACGAAGUACUGAUGAGGACAUGAGCAAAAUGCAAUACUACACUCCCCGCGGCAGCAUACCCGCUACAGUUGUAGAAGAACAAGUCCGCCAACUCCCAAUCGACCCAAACGACGACAGCACCAACGGUCCUUACCCUCAUGUCUACCUGAACCAUGAGCCUACCAGCAAAGCGCCAGAUAAGACAAUCUUCCAGAAGUUCGAGCAGAGGAACCGUCCUGGCGACGUAAACCUGCACGAAGUCCCUGUAAACUGUCGCAUGGAUUUGAACAAAAAGUCCGCCCCUUUCGCAAAAGUCCAGAGGCGCGAGGAAAGACCCCACGAGCCUCGUGACAGAGGACGCAUCGUGCAGAAUGAACUCAACACCCCUGGUCCUUUUCGAGGCGUUGUCACUGUUGAUAGGCACACGGGCCAAUCUCAUGGUGUUGCUGGUGUUAUGUAUCAUCCUCAAGGAAACAGGCUGGCUUUUCAGAGGGCACAGAUGGAGCCGCUGGAUCGUGAGGGGAGGCAGUAUAUGCGUCGGUUUGCGGAUGAUGCUGCUGACCCUCACCGUGUGACGACUUGGCCUCCAAGGGAUGAAGACAGUGAAGAUCUUACGACCUAUGAGAAUCGGUAUAAACAGGUGAGGAAGACUCGACCGCCGCAGCAGACAAAGACUACUGGGAAGCAAAAGGUCCAAGGACAGUGA